This is a messenger RNA of Dinoponera quadriceps, 438 nucleotides long. Its product is annotated as natterin-3-like. The record is from RefSeq and is a predicted model, not a curated record. Bases 1 to 438 code for a protein of 145 amino acids. The transcript has 4 exons. NCBI's taxonomy places the organism in Eukaryota, Metazoa, Arthropoda, Insecta, Hymenoptera, Formicidae.
AUGCCAGGCUACAGGUGGGUAAGUCGCGCCGGCGCUCAAUCGCUGCCAGAUGCCGCGGUCCAGGGUGGCCGCGAUUCGGACGGAACUACGAUUUACGUCGGCAGAGCUUUCCAUGAAGGCGAUAUGGUGCCGGCGAAAGUGAUGCCUGAUAAAGGUGUCGCUUAUAUUUGUUACGGAGGCGAGGAACAUCCCAAGUAUAAUUACGAAGUCCUCUGCCAAAGCGAUUUCGCAUGGGAAUUUGCCAGUAAUGGUCAAGUACCAGGAGACGCGGUAGUCGCUGGCCAAACCUCAGACGGAGAAUCUCUGUAUAUUGGCCGUGUCUUCCAUAACGGAUCUCAAACAGUUGGCAAGGUACAACCGAGUCACGGAUGCCUAUACAUUCCCUACGACGGUGAGGAGUUAUCGUUCAAGGAUUACGAAGUGCUCGUCAGUCAUUAA